ACAAGGUGCCCCACGGGUUAGACACCGUCGCUGCUCGCUGCCCGUGCCAAACGAUUGAGGGUGGCAGCUACUUGACAUAGACGUCAAUACAGUUCCAGAAGAACUUCGUCAUCGAUGCUUGAUGCAGAUACUUCCUCCCAAAGCGGCCCACAGUGGGAGCAUGGACGUGGUAGAACUCCGGAACGACGCGGUUGAAGUGAACUUAGUAAGUUUGUUUGGAGGCUCCGUCAUCGUCAUUGAAAUUUAUUCCGAGUUUAAAGUAUCGGCUUCAUAUUUAUCUAGGAGAAUGAUUGCGUGUGCGUUGCAAAUAUUUUGCACGACUCUAAGACUGUCGUGCUCGCAUCGUAUGUCCUCGCUUUGUAGGUCCACGUUUUGACCUGUGUGUUGAUAUA
Molecule: messenger RNA, 392 nt
Organism: Phanerochaete carnosa HHB-10118-sp
Lineage: Eukaryota; Fungi; Basidiomycota; Agaricomycetes; Polyporales; Phanerochaetaceae
Exons: 1
Coding region: 161-376 (71 amino acids)
Source: RefSeq, a predicted model, not a curated record